AUGAAAGCAAUCCAACUCAAAAAACUAGUCACAGGCCCAGACGGCCUAACCAUCUCCAAUCUCCCCGACCUCAAACCGUCCCCAGACAAAUACCUCAUCAAAAUCCACGCAGCGGCCACCAACUUCUUCGACGUGCUCCAAAUCCAAGGCAAGCACCAGCAGAAACCCGACUUCCCAUGGAUCGCGGGCAACGAAAUGGCGGGCGAGGUGUUGGCGCAGCCGACGGCGCUGAAGACGACGCCCAAGUUUAAAGUGGGGGAUCGCGUGUUUGGCGCUACGCUGGGGACGUUCGCCACGCAGGUUCAUGUGGAGGAGGAGGGGUUGCGACCCAUGCCGAAGGAUUGGUCGUUUGCGCAGGCGAGUGGGCUGUUUUAUACGGCGCCGACGGCCUAUGCGGCGUUGAUUUUGCGCGCGAGGGCGAAGAAAGGCGACUACGUCCUCGUGCACGGCUCCGCAGGUGCUCUCGGACUCGCCGCGAUUCAGAUUUCGAAAGGACUAGGCAUGCACGUGAUCGCGACUGUCAACUCUGCCGAGAAAGGCGAGGUAGCGAAGAAGUUCGGAGCAGAUCACGUCGUCGACAGCACGAAAGAAUGGGAGAAGGAAGUAGCAGCACUCACGCCCAACAAGCGCGGCGUGGACGUCGUGCUGGACCCGCUGGGCGUCAUUCAGCGCUCGCUAAAGUGCACGCGCUGGGACGGGCGAUUGGUUGUGAUUGGUUUCGCCGCCGGAGAGAUUGAGAAGAUCCCGACGAAUCGGUAUCUGCUGAAGAACGUGAGUGUGUCGGGUUUGUUCUGGGGCAUGUAUGCAACCAUGGACCCGGAGUCGGUGGUGACGGUUUGGGAUGCGCUGUUGGAUUUGAUUGCGCAGGGCAAGGUGAAGCCGAUGAUCUAUACGGACAAGAAGUUUACGGGACUGGAGGAUAUGCCGGCCGCGUUGAAGUUGCUGGCGAGUGGUGAGGCGUGGGGGAAGAUUGUGGUGGAGAUUCCGCAGGGCAAGGACUCGAAGCUGUGA
This is a messenger RNA of Neohortaea acidophila, 1011 nucleotides long. RefSeq lists its product as uncharacterized. The coding region runs from base 1 to 1011 and encodes 336 amino acids. Gene Ontology annotation, molecular function: oxidoreductase activity. The transcript has 2 exons. Gene Ontology annotation, cellular component: mitochondrion. The record is from RefSeq and is a predicted model, not a curated record. NCBI's taxonomy places the organism in Eukaryota, Fungi, Ascomycota, Dothideomycetes, Mycosphaerellales, Teratosphaeriaceae.